Messenger RNA from Alternaria rosae, 3507 nucleotides. RefSeq lists its product as uncharacterized. Gene Ontology annotation, molecular function: cyclin-dependent protein serine/threonine kinase activity; ATP binding; RNA polymerase II CTD heptapeptide repeat kinase activity. NCBI's taxonomy places the organism in Eukaryota, Fungi, Ascomycota, Dothideomycetes, Pleosporales, Pleosporaceae. Gene Ontology annotation, cellular component: cyclin/CDK positive transcription elongation factor complex; nucleus. Gene Ontology annotation, biological process: protein phosphorylation; transcription elongation by RNA polymerase II; positive regulation of transcription elongation by RNA polymerase II. The transcript is spliced from 2 exons. The record is from RefSeq and is a predicted model, not a curated record. Bases 1 to 3507 code for a protein of 1168 amino acids.
AUGGCUGCCCUGCGACGGGCUCAGGAUACAGACCAGUGGAGACCAGAGGACUCAUCUAGUAGGGACGGAGAGCGAUCUAGGGACCGGUCACGGGAGAGGAACAACGAGGGCAGAACAACGUCACCAGUGCCACGAGCUGCCAGAGAUUCUCCUAGACAUCGCGCAUACGACACCCACACGCAUUCAUCGGCCAAACACGCACGGGGACGUUCACGCGAAAGAAGCUUGAGUAGAGAGCGCGCGCGUCGACGCAGUCGCAGCAUCUCUGGGCAGGACCGCUAUCGAGCUUCGAAGAGGGAAGCCAGCGCAGACAGGGUUGUCCACUCGCAUCGGCAUCACCACCACCAUCGCGAUACAACUCCAUCGUCGAAACGCCACCACCCCCGUUCUCCAUCUCCACGAGGCUCGUCCAAGCGCGUGAAACGGCAGGGCAGUCGCAGCUCCAUACGCUCUGCAUCGAGGCCACGACGUGCACAUUCGCCGGGCCGGCCUCCCACAAGUGCAUACUCCCCACGAGCUCAGCGUUCCGACCGCGAUCGACCGCCUCGACGAACCACGCCCGACACAUACUUCCCAUCCACCUCGACUCGCCGCCGCUCGCCUUCUGCAGACACACACUACAGGCCAGUGGCUCAUCGUGCACGGAAGAGAUCAGUUUCACUCGACAGGAGAUCUAGGCGUGAAACACCGCCUCGGAGACUGUCACCCAGAAGAACUGAUCGGAGACCUAUUUCACCCUUCGACAACCACGGUGAACGGCCCUACAAGCCCUAUAAUACACGCGACAGGGCAAGGAGUCGCAGUCGAGAUUCCAGACGUGCUCGAUCCCCCUCUCGUCCGCCUCGUAGGCGAUCUCCAGGCCCAGUUCGCAGAAAUUCGCCGCCCCAUACCCACCGAGCCAGACUAUCACCACGCAGAAGUCGUUCGCCCCGCCCACCCAUUCGACGCCGUACAUCCCGCUCGCCUUCUCCUACAUCGAGGCCGCGACAACGCCUGGACAAAGGAACAGACAGGAUCGCAUCACGUCGAGGCUCGCCAGUGCCGGGAUCAGGUUACAACUCUGACACGUCCAAAAGUCGGGAGGACCACGGCAAGAUGAGGGGAGCAUAUCACUAUCAAGGACGUGGUGGCUUCCAGCAAUCGCCACCGUACCCUGCCCAAAAUCAAUAUUCCCCUCAAAAUCAAUCGCCCUAUCAUGGCGGCGGUCGAGGCGGUUGGAACGGUCCACCGUAUCCCAAUCAAGGGUUAGUUUCCAUCCCAUCGGUCUUCGGUCAUCCGAAUGCUGACAUCAUCAGGUCGCCUGCACAUGGCUAUACCCCAAAUCAAUCUCCUUAUCAUCAGAACCAAUCUCCAGGUUACUACCCAAACCAACCGUACCCACAACCUGGCUUCCAGAAUAGCCCCCAUCGCGGAGGGCAUGGCGGCUAUCGCGGCAACAACUUCAAUGGCCCCGACCGCCGUAUGUCAGGUCCUGGCGCAACCGCUCCGUUUGGCGGUCCGGGCGGAAGAGGGCGUGGCGCGCCAACCCAGUUCUCCAAUUUGUCUUGGACGCCAGCGUCGGGCACUCGAGGCGGCCGCCCAGCCACUGAAGCGCCACGCCCACAGCCCGCUGUCGCGUCGCAAGCACCUGCCGACUCAGCAUCUGUGGAUGCUGAUGACAACCCCUUUCGCCCAUCCAAAGAUCUGCGUGUAGAAGACGAGGGUUCCAAAGAGGACAAAAGGAUGGCACCUUCAAAAGCACCCACAGCACCCAAGUCAGGAUUUGGUUUUUCGUUGAAGACUAAGAAUCCAGUGCCACCAGCGAGCAAAGCAAAGCCUGGAGUGGAAGAGCCCGAGAAGCUUGCGCCUGCUUCCAAAGAGUCUCUUCUUGACCCCAAAGCAAAGGCCGCAGCAGCAGCGCGGGAAGCUUCCCCACGUCACUCGGAAGCACGAAGCAAUCGAGAUCGAGAUGCGAGGGAUAGAGGUUACGACAGUGGCCGCGACCGAGACAAUAGGGAACGAGACCGUCGAUAUGAUAACUACUACGAUCGAAAACCUGCCUAUCGAGACCCUCGCGAUAGAGACACCCGAGAUCUACGAGACACGCGUGAGCCCUACUAUCGCGGCAAAGAGCGAGACUUCCGAGACCCACGAGAAAGAGAUAUGCGAGACUCGAGAGAUCCACGAGACCCACGCGAUAUCCGUGACCGCGAUCCCAGAGAUAUGCGCGAUCCGAGAGAUCGUAGAGAACCAUACCCACCGCGACGACCUGACGAUAGACGAUUCGACCCACGGCCUGACCCACGACCAGCGCGAAAGACACCACCUCCUCAGAUACCCAAGACUAAGAUCGUUAUGAGGAAGCGCAUGAAACCUCGGCCUACGCUGGUCCCUGAACAUGCAGCUUCAGAGUCUGUAUAUUACCGGAAGCCCGGCAACGAAUCGGUGGUUGGAUCCGGCACCUACGGAAAGGUCUUCAAAGGAGUCCAUGUCUAUACGAAGGAUAUGGUAGCUCUCAAGAAGAUUCGUAUGGAGGGCGAACGCGAUGGCUUCCCCGUUACGGCCAUCCGUGAGGUCAAACUUCUGCAAUCUCUUAACCACGCCAACAUCGUUAAUCUCCGAGAAGUCAUGGUCGAGAAAAACGACUGCUACAUGGUCUUCGAAUACCUUUCCCAUGAUCUUACCGGUCUUUUGAACCACCCGACCUUCAAGCUCGAGCAAGCACAUAAAAAGGACCUGGCUAAACAGCUCUUCGAAGGCCUGGAUUAUCUCCACCGUCGCGGCGUUUUACAUCGAGACAUCAAGGCUGCGAACAUCCUCGUAUCCAAUACCGGACAACUGAAACUGGCAGAUUUCGGUCUUGCACGUUUCUACGCGAAAAGCAGUAAGCUCGAUUACACCAACCGGGUCAUUACCAUCUGGUACCGAUCACCGGAGCUGUUGCUGGGAGAAACACAGUAUGGGCCAGCAGUCGACAUCUGGUCGGCUGCCUGUGUGCUGGUCGAGAUCUUUACACGGCACGCUAUCUUCCCAGGCGAUGGCGGCGAGAUUAAUCAGCUGGACAAGAUUUACAACAUACUGGGCACGCCUACGGUUCAAGACUGGCCAGGGAUCGUCGACAUGCAGUGGUUUGAACUGCUACGGCCAACCGAACGAAAACAGUCGACUUUUGAGGAAAAGUACAAGGACCGUGUUAGCCCUAUGGCCUUUGAACUUCUCCAGGCAAUGUUCCUGUUCGAUCCCAAUGCGCGACCCACCGCCGCCGACGUGCUCGAGCAUCCUUUCUUCACGAGCGAAGCCCCGCCACCGAGACGUGCCGAUGCGCUGAAGGAGCUGGAGGGUGAUUGGCACGAGUUCGAGAGCAAGGCUCUUCGGAAGGAAAAGGAGAAGCAGGACAAAGAGGCGCGGCGUAUUGCGCGGGAAGAGAAGGAUACUGCAAGGAAGGACGAGGGUAAAAGGCGCGCCGAGGCAAAUGCUGGCGAGGAAAGGGACGCGAAGCGAGCGAAGAGCGGCGAUGUAACGGCGUAG